Molecule: messenger RNA, 3387 nt
Organism: Indicator indicator
Lineage: Eukaryota; Metazoa; Chordata; Aves; Piciformes; Indicatoridae
Gene: CORIN
Product: corin, serine peptidase
Exons: 22
Coding region: 1-3387 (1128 amino acids)
Biological process (GO): acrosome reaction; peptide hormone processing; regulation of blood pressure
Cellular component (GO): membrane
Molecular function (GO): serine-type endopeptidase activity; protein binding
Source: RefSeq, a predicted model, not a curated record
AUGCACUCCGCGCAACAGUUUCCUGCCCUGCCUGCGGAGGAGGAGCGCUACCGGCAGGUUGUCUCCGCCAACCGGGUCCUAGAUGAGGAUAAUAUGGGGGAUGGCUGCUCUCAGAAACUGGCUUCUGCCAAGUUCCUUCGACUUUUGCUCCUAAUAUUGAUCCCAUGCAUCUGUGCCCUUAUCCUUUUGUUGGUGAUCCUGCUUACCUUUGUAGGAGUCUUGGAAAAAACCUGCUUUUAUUCAAAUGGAAGCGAGAUCCUCACAGCUGAUGGGGACAUGGAGACAUCUGAUGUUCUCUUGCCAAACGGCCUUGAAAACAGUUCCAAGACUGAUGCCACAAUGGAUCUCAGCACACAGCCCUCUGGCUGGACCACCAUGCCUUUACCCCACACUGACCAAAUGAACAAGGGCUCAAAUAUAUUGAGAGAGACUUCCCAGGAAAAUUCAUUUGCUCUUGCAACUGAAGCCACAGCGCUCAGCCCUCGCCCUGCACAUGAUGCUGCUUUGCCAAAGAGCUCUGAAGGCAGCACCCAGCUGUUUACCACUGCAGAGGAGGCAACUUUGUGGUCCACAGAUGCAUCCUUUAACAACACAGAGGAGAUGACCACUCUGCCAGGCUUAAGUCCUACCCAACCAUCUGUGUCACAAGAGAUGGAUCAGAAAAAAAGUGCCUGCAUCAGUAUCACCAACAGCCAGUGCCAAAUGCUGCCCUACAACCACACCACUCUAACUUCAGUCCUUUCCAUUGUCAGAAGCAUUGAGAUGGAAAAGUUCCUGAAGUUCUUCAGUUAUCUCAGUCGUCUCAGCUGCUAUCAACACAUCAUGCUGUUUGGCUGCAGCCUUGCUCUUCCUGAAUGCAUCAGUGAUGGUGAUGACAGUCAAGGCCUCUUGCCCUGCAGGACAUUCUGUGAGGCUGCAAAGGAAGGCUGUGAACCAGUCCUGGGUAUGGUUAAUGCUUCUUGGCCAGAAUUCCUGAAGUGCUCUCAGUUCCAAACCAAACCUGAAAAUGACAGCACUGCAAGGGUAUGCUUCUCACCACACCAAGAAAAAGGAAGGCAAUCGCUGUGCGGAGGAGAGGAGAGUUUCAUGUGUGCCAGUGGGAUCUGCAUCCCAGGGAAACUGCAGUGUAAUGGCUACAAUGACUGUGAUGAUUGGAGUGAUGAGGUCCACUGCAACUGCAGCAAGGACGUCUUUCGUUGUAACACAGGGAAGUGCCUCAACUACACCUUUGUUUGUGAUGGAUAUGAUGACUGUGGAGACCUCAGUGAUGAACAGAACUGUGAUUGUAAUCCAGUGACACACCAUCAGUGUGGAGAUGGGAGAUGUAUAACAGCUGACUGGGUAUGUGAUGGUGACCAUGACUGUAUAGACAAAUCAGAUGAAACCAACUGCUCAUGCCAUAGUCAGGGUCUGGUGGAGUGCAGAAAUGGGCAGUGCAUUCCUAGUGCUUUCCAGUGUGAUGGAGAUAAUGACUGUAAAGAUGGAAGUGAUGAAGAAAACUGCAGUGAAAGUCAAACCCUCUGUCAGGAGGGAGACCAGAGAUGCACUUCCUGUCCUGAUCCCUGUGGAACUUCUCUCUGUGAGAUGAGACACAGCCAGACAAACUGCAGUCAGUGUGAGCCAAUUACUCUGGAACUCUGUAUGAACUUGCCUUACAACUACACUUACUACCCAAACUACCUGGGCCACAGGACACAGAAGGAAGCCUCUAUCAGCUGGGAGUCUUCUCUUUUCCCAGCCCUGGUUCAGACCAACUGCUACAAGUACCUUAUGUUUUUUGCCUGCACAAUCUUAGUGCCAAAAUGUGACCCCCAUACAAAUCAGCGGAUCCCACCAUGCAGGGCAUUGUGUGUGCAGUCUAAGGAACGCUGUGAGUCUGUGCUUGGGAUUGUAGGUCUGCAGUGGCCAGAAGACACUGACUGCACUCAGUUUCCUGAUGAGAACUCAGAUAACCAAACUUGUCUGACACCAGAUGAAGAUGUAGAAGAAUGCUCACCCAGUCACUUCAAAUGCCGCUCUGGGAGAUGUGUCCUGGCAUCCAGAAGAUGUGAUGGGCAAGCUGACUGUGAGGAUGACAGUGAUGAGGACAGCUGUGGCUGUAGAGAAAGGGGUCUCUGGGAGUGCCCUUUGAAGAAGCUGUGCAUCAAACACACGAUGAUCUGUGAUGGUUUCCCAGACUGCCCUGACAUGAUGGAUGAAAAGAACUGCUCGUUCUGUGCCGAGAGCGAACUCGAAUGUGCCAACCAUGAAUGUGUACCACGUGAGCUCUGGUGUGAUGGGCAAGCAGACUGCACUGACAGCUCAGAUGAAUGGGACUGUGUUACCCUGUCUAAAAACAUGAAUUCCUUGAUGUUCCUGACCAUUCACAGGUCAGCUGCUGCUAACCAUGUUUGUGCUGAUGAGUGGCAAGAAGAUUUAAGCCAACUGGCCUGCAGUCAGAUGGGUUUAGGAGGACCAUCCAGGACAGAAAUUGUCAUAGAGAAUGAGGAAAUGCAGCAUCAGAAUUGGCUGAGCCUGCACUCGGACUGGAAGAACAAAAAUGCCUCCACUUUGCAUGCACUGCUGGUGAAUGGGCAGAUGUGUCAAAGCAGAAGCAAAGUGGCUCUCUUUUGCACUAAAGAAGACUGUGGCCGGCGCCCAGCUGCUCGCAUGAACAAGAGGAUCCUUGGUGGCAGGACAAGUCGCCCAGGCCGGUGGCCGUGGCAGUGCUCCCUGCAGAGUGAGCCAAGUGGACACAUUUGUGGCUGUGUUUUGAUUGCCAAGAGAUGGGUCUUGACAGUAGCACACUGCUUUGAAGGGCGAGAAAACGCAGCUGUUUGGAGAGUGGUGUUUGGGAUCAGCAAUCUGGAUCACCCCUCAGGCUUCAUGCAGACCCGCCUGGUGAAGACCAUUAUCCUCCACCCACGCUACAACAGAGCAGUGGUAGACUAUGACAUCAGCAUUGUGGAGCUGGAUGAGGACAUCAACCAGACCAGCUACGUGAGACCUGUCUGCUUGCCCAGCAAGGACCAGCUGGUUCGGCCAGACACCUACUGCUACAUCACAGGCUGGGGACACAUGGGCAACAAAAUGCCUUUCAAGCUGCAAGAGGGAGAGGUUCGCAUCAUUUCCUUAGAGCAAUGCCAGUCCUACUUUGACAUGAAAACCAUCACCAGCAGGAUGCUGUGUGCCGGCUACGAGGCUGGCACUGUGGACUCUUGCAUGGGUGACAGUGGAGGACCUCUUGUGUGUGAGCAACCUGCAGGGCGCUGGACUUUGUUUGGUUUAACAUCUUGGGGCUCUGUCUGCUUUUCCAAGGUUUUGGGACCUGGAGUUUACAGUAAUGUGUCACAUUUUAUUGAGUGGAUUGAAAGACAAAUAUACAUCCACACCUUUCUGCUCAACUAA